This is a messenger RNA of Juglans regia (Persian walnut), 1677 nucleotides long. Its product is annotated as methionine gamma-lyase. Bases 92 to 1447 code for a protein of 451 amino acids. The record is from RefSeq and is a predicted model, not a curated record. Gene Ontology annotation, molecular function: carbon-sulfur lyase activity; pyridoxal phosphate binding. NCBI's taxonomy places the organism in Eukaryota, Viridiplantae, Streptophyta, Magnoliopsida, Fagales, Juglandaceae. The transcript has 2 exons. Gene Ontology annotation, cellular component: cytoplasm. Gene Ontology annotation, biological process: transsulfuration.
UUAAACCUUCACAUCUGAAGCCUCCUCCCCAUUCCAUUCAAUCUCUCCGGACCCGUGUGCCAUUUGCAUUGUGCACCCAAGCCCCGAACACAUGGCUGAAACCAAAACCCAAAGCUUUGCUUUCCCCGACAAGAAAAGAACCGAGCCCGAUGACUUGGACGGCGAUAAUCUCAUCACCGUGAAGAAACAAAUGCUGUCCUCGGUAUCGACGUGGGAGGACCCGGCAGCAGCGUUAGCGGCGGCGCGCCACGAGUUCGGCGAGCACGGAGGCGUGAACAUGUCCAUUGAGGCCUCGGCAACCUUCACAGUGAUGGAGCCCGAGACGCUGAGCCGAAUGUUCGCCGGGGAGCUUGGCCCCGACCGGGACUUCUUCAUCUAUAGCCGUCACUUCAACCCCACAGUGUUGAAUCUCAGCCGUCAAAUGGCGGCUCUCGAGGGCACUGAGGCUGCCUACUGCACCUCCAGCGGCAUGGCCGCCAUCUCCUCUGUUCUCCUCCAUCUCGUCAGCAGUGGGGACCACGUCGUCGCCUCCACGGCCCUCUACGGCGGGACCCACGCCCUGAUGACCCACUUCCUCCCCAGGGCAUGCAACAUUACUACGACGUUCGUGGACGUGGACGAUUUGGAGGCGGUGAGGAACGCCAUCGUCCAUGACCGAACCAAGGUGCUGUACUUCGAGUCCAUCGCGAACCCCACGCUGAAAGUGGCCAACAUACCCGAACUUUGCCGGAUAGCCCACGACAAGGGUGUCAAGGUUGUCGUCGACAACACCUUUGCUCCCAUGGUGGUCUCGCCGGCACGGCUCGGCGUCGACGUCGUGGUCCACAGUAUCUCCAAGUUUAUCAGCGGUGGGGCCGACAUUAUUGCAGGAGCUGUGUGUGGGCCAGCAAGCCUCGUGAACUCCAUGAUGGACCUCCACCAAGGGCCCCUGAUGAUUUUGGGGCCUACGAUGAACGCCAAGGUUGCAUUUGAGCUAUCCGAGAGAAUUCCUCACUUAGGCCUGAGAAUGAAGGAGCACUGCCACCGAGCACUGGUUUUCGCCACCAGGAUGAAGAAGCUGGGGCUAAAGGUAAUCUACCCUGGGCUUGAAGAUCACCCGCAGCACACCCUUUUGAAGUCCUUUGCCAACAAGGACUACGGCUACGGAGGGCUCGUCUGCGUGGACAUGGAGACCGAGGAAAAGGCUAACAGGCUGAUGCACUACCUGCAGAAUAGCACCCAGUUUGGGUUCAUGGCAGUUAGCCUGGGAUACUACGAAACCCUCCUGUCCUGCUCUGGCAGUAGUACCAGUAGUGAGAUGAAUACCCAGGAGAAGGAACUGGCUGGAAUUUCACCAGGGUUGGUGAGAAUUUCCGUUGGGUAUAUUGGGACAUUGGAGCAGAAGUGGAGCCAACUCGAGAAGGCGCUUUCCAGAAUGCAGGACUCGGGUUCCUUAAACAAAUACUGAUCAUGAUUUUCUCCUUCCCUCCUCCAUUAUUAAAGGGUUCUGAUGGACGUCGUUUGUUCAUGUUUGCGCGCAUGAGUCUUAUAGUCUAUUUGUUUCGCUUGUACGUGGAUGUUAAGCAGCACUGUAAUAUUCUGCUGGUGCUACAUUAAUCGUGUUCUAUUGUAACCAAACUUCUUUUGUGCGCAAGAAAUAUUUUCAAAAGCAAUAAAAAGAUAGCAGUUAAAGGUCUG